UCGGCUGGACUGCACUGGGUACCCGGAGCCAUGGGAAAGCUGGUGGUGCUCACCCUGCUCGGGGCCGGCCUGGCCCUGAUCGGGGAGAGGUUUUGGAUGCUUAGACAAAAAAUGAAUGCCUUUCGAGAAGUGGAGCCAGUAGACCCCCAUAACUGCCACCUCAUUGAAGGAAUUGAAAAUGGCUCUGAAGAUAUUGAUAUACUUCCUAGUGGGCUGGCUUUUAUCUCCAGUGGAUUAAAAUAUCCAGGCAUGCCAUGCUUUGCACCUGAUGAGCCAGGACAAAUCUUCAUGAUGGAUCUGAAUGAGCAAAACCCAAGGGUCCAGGCACUAACUAUCAGUGAUGGUUUUGACAAAGCGUCAUUUAAUCCACAUGGGAUCAGUACUUUCAUCGACAAAGACCAUACUGUGUAUCUUUAUGUUGUGAAUCAUCCCCACAUGGAGUCUACUGUGGAGAUAUUUAAAUUUGAGGAACAACAACAUUCUCUGGUACACCUGAAAACUAUAGAACACGAACUUCUCAAAAGUGUGAAUGACAUUGUGGUUCUUGGACCAGAACAGUUCUAUGCCACCAGAGACCACUAUUUCACCAACUUCUUGUCACUGUUAGAGAUGAUCAUGGACCUUCACUGGACUUACGUUCUUUUCUAUAGUCCGAAAGAGGUCAAAAUAGUGGCCAAAGGAUUUAAUUUUGCCAAUGGGAUCACAAUCUCACCAGACAAAAAGUAUGUCUAUGUAGCUGAUGUAAUGGAUAAGAAUAUCCAUGUAAUGCAAAUACAUGGUAACUGGGAUUUAACUCAGCUGAAGGUAAUACAGUUGGACACCUUGGUGGAUAACUUAGCUGUCGACCCUGACACAGGAGAUAUUUGGGCAGGAUGCCAUCCUAAUGCCAUGAAGCUGUUUCUCUAUAACCCUGAUGAUCUGCCAGGGUCAGAAGUUCUUCGCAUCCAGAAUGUUCUGUCUGAGAAGCCCAAAAUAAGCACCGAGUAUGCCAAUAAUGGCUCUGUUCUCCAGGGCAGCACUGUAGCUUCCGUGUACAAAAGGACACUUCUCAUAGGCACCAUAUAUCACAAAGCUCUGCGCUGUGUGCUCUAGACUCUGGAUGAUCCCAAAAGGCUAUGUGUUUGGUUAAAGUAAACCCCUCAUUCUGUAAGAAGUAGAACUGCAAGUAAACGGCAAAUGCCAACAAAA
This is a messenger RNA of Phyllostomus hastatus (greater spear-nosed bat), 1188 nucleotides long. It is a transcript of the gene PON3, whose product is annotated as paraoxonase 3. Gene Ontology annotation, molecular function: arylesterase activity. The coding region runs from base 31 to 1092 and encodes 353 amino acids. The record is from RefSeq and is a predicted model, not a curated record. Lineage: Eukaryota; Metazoa; Chordata; Mammalia; Chiroptera; Phyllostomidae. The transcript has 9 exons.